AUGAUAUUUCAUCUUCGUAAGCUAAUAUUGCUGAAUCCUGAUAUUGCUACACAUACAAAAUGGACCUAUCCUUUAACUAACCGUGAUUCUGCUAGCGUUGCUAUAGACUUUGAAAAAACUUUUCAAUUCCUAAAAAUGUCCGCUUACUUAGCCUAA
This is a messenger RNA of Funneliformis geosporum, 156 nucleotides long. The record is from the annotation of a GenBank genome assembly. Lineage: Eukaryota; Fungi; Glomeromycota; Glomeromycetes; Glomerales; Glomeraceae.